CCAUCUCACGACUUUUUUUUCUCCCGCCGUCGCACUCAGUCAUAGGAAUACAUCAGAACAUACACACCCACACCAAGAACCGACACGAUGAAGUUGACCUUCAAGGAUCUCAAGCAGCAGAAGUUCGUCAUCGAGGCCGAGCCCUCAGAGACGAUCGGAGAGGUCAAGGCAAAGAUCGCGUCCGAGAAGGGCUGGGAGCCGUCAACACAGAAGCUCAUCUACUCGGGUAAGAUUCUGCAGGACGACAAGACGGUCGAGUCGUACAAGAUCGAGGAGAAGGGCUUCAUUGUCUGCAUGACCUCCAAGCCCAAGGCUGCGCCCUCGAAACCUGCAGCGCCCGCAACUCCCGCACCUGCUGCUCAGGCCACAACUCCUGCUGCACCUCAAGCACCCACUUCUUCGUCUACGUCCGCUUCGGCUCCCGUGCCCGCUACACCCUCCCCUGCUACCAACGAGAGCAGUCGGUUCAACGACCCUUCGGCACUCACCCUUGGCGACGAGCGCAAUGCGGCCAUCUCCAACAUGGAGGCCAUGGGCUUCGAACGUGAACAAAUUGAUCUUGCCAUGCGCGCCGCCUUCUUCAACCCUGACCGCGCUGUCGAAUACCUCCUGAACGGCAUUCCCGAGAGUGCCCAACGCGGACAGCAGCAGCAACAGCAGGACCAGGCUGCUCCCAGACAAAGCCAGACACCGUCUGCAGCUCCCGCUACUGCACAGGCCACUGGCGCAGAGGGCGAGAGUGAAGGAGUUAACCUAUUCGAGGCCGCCGCUCAGGCUGGUCAAGGUGGUGGUCGUGGAAGCACCCGCGCAGCUCAACCCGCUCAAGGCGCCGACGCAGGACUUGUUGCAGGUGGUGACCCUCUGGAUUUCCUCAGAAACAACCCCCAGUUCCAGCAACUUCGCCAGCUCGUCCAGGCUCAGCCUCAGAUGCUCGAACCCAUCCUCCAGCAGGUCGCUGCUGGCAACCCUCAAAUCGCCCAGCUCAUCGGUCAAAAUCCUGAAGCCUUCAUGUCUCUCCUUGCUGAGGAUGUUGACGAUGAUGCUGCUCUCCCCGCCGGUGCUCAAGCUAUCAGUGUCACUGAGGAAGAGAGAGAAGCAAUUGAGAGACUCUGCCGUCUUGGUUUCGAAAGAGACCUUGUCAUCCAGGCUUACUUUGCGUGCGACAAGAACGAGGAGUUGGCAGCCAACUUCCUCUUCGACCAGCCUGAGGACAUGGAUGAGUAAAAGAAGAAUGUUGCGUGAAGAAAUCAGGAUGAUAAUCUGGCUGGUUUGCAGUCAAGGCGGCACUAAACGAUAGUCAUGACGCUUUUGCUUUUCUAAUUCAUGAUGUCCCAAAGGACUCGGUACAUAGCGAGGAGAAAUUGUUUUCACCCAUCGCAGGUGCCUGCGGCAUCCGAUACCUAUCAUUUCUAUAUCUUUUGGUGCGGCUUGGAUCAGAGUGACCAUUUGCAGUCUGCCCUUGGAUCUGGUCACUACUUUCGUUUAAUCCAACGACGAGCAUUGUUUUCAGACCCGAACAUGCAGAAAGCCGUUCUUGCAUUUAUCUCCACGAAUGGUCAGAUCACUCGUAAUCACACGUACAUAAGUGUGGUGUGAAAGCACCGUGGCUGCGAC
Messenger RNA from Aureobasidium subglaciale EXF-2481, 1614 nucleotides. RefSeq lists its product as uncharacterized. Gene Ontology annotation, molecular function: polyubiquitin modification-dependent protein binding; damaged DNA binding; proteasome binding. NCBI's taxonomy places the organism in Eukaryota, Fungi, Ascomycota, Dothideomycetes, Dothideales, Saccotheciaceae. The record is from RefSeq and is a predicted model, not a curated record. Gene Ontology annotation, cellular component: nucleoplasm; cytosol. Gene Ontology annotation, biological process: nucleotide-excision repair; proteasome-mediated ubiquitin-dependent protein catabolic process. The transcript has 5 exons. The coding region runs from base 88 to 1224 and encodes 378 amino acids.